AUGGAACUGGGCAACCAAUCUGUUGUAGCAGGAUUUGUCUUGCUGGGGCUGUCAGAUCAGCCAAAGCUUGAGAAAACAUUCUUUGUGCUAAUCCUGUCGAUGUACAUGGUGAUCCUGCUGGGCAAUGGGGUCCUCAUCCUGGUGACCAUCCUUGACUCCCGCCUGCACACGCCCAUGUACUUCUUCCUGGGGAACCUCUCCUUCCUGGACAUCUGCUACACAACCUCUUCCAUCCCUCUUGUGCUGGACGGCUUCCUCACUCCCAGGAAAACCAUCUCCUUCUCAGCCUGUGCCGUGCAGAUGUUCCUCUCCUUUGCUAUGGGAGCCACAGAGUGUGUGCUUCUGGGCAUGAUGGCGUUUGAUCGCUAUGUGGCCAUCUGUAACCCCCUGAGAUACCCUGUGGUCAUGAGAAAGUCUGUCUAUGUGCCCAUGGCUCUCAGCUCCUGGAUGGCUGGUGGAGCCAACUCCUUGGUGCAGAUCUCUCUUGCAGUGCAAUUACCUUUCUGUGGGGACAACGUCAUCAACCACUUCACCUGUGAGAUCCUGGCUGUCCUGAAGUUGGCUUGUGCGGACAUCUCCAUCAAUGUGAUCAGCAUGGGGGUGGCCAAUGUGAUCUUCCUGGGGGUCCCAGUUCUGUUCAUCUUUGUCUCCUACAUCUUCAUCCUCACCACUAUCCUGAGGAUCCCCUCAGCUGAGGGGAGGAAAAAGGCCUUUUCCACCUGCUCGGCCCACCUCACUGUGGUGGUCAUCUUCUAUGGAACCAUCCUCUUUAUGUACGGAAAGCCCAAAUCCAAGGACCCCCUGGGGGCAGACAAGCAGGACCUUUCAGACAAGCUCAUCUCCCUCUUCUAUGGAGUCCUGACUCCCAUGCUCAACCCCAUCAUCUACAGCCUCAGAAACAAGGAUGUGAAGGUCGCUGUGAAGACCCUGGUGAGUCAGAAAUGCUUUGCCCAGUGA
This is a messenger RNA of Hyaena hyaena (striped hyena), 957 nucleotides long. RefSeq names its product olfactory receptor 13C7-like. Gene Ontology annotation, cellular component: membrane. NCBI's taxonomy places the organism in Eukaryota, Metazoa, Chordata, Mammalia, Carnivora, Hyaenidae. The transcript has a single exon. Gene Ontology annotation, molecular function: G protein-coupled receptor activity; olfactory receptor activity. Gene Ontology annotation, biological process: G protein-coupled receptor signaling pathway. The record is from RefSeq and is a predicted model, not a curated record. The coding region runs from base 1 to 957 and encodes 318 amino acids.